CGAAAAUUUAAUAGGAAAAGAAAAGGAAAAUAUUUUAAAAAACUUCCACGUCGCACCGUCUCCGGAUCCGUGCCGUCUCCCUCACGAAGGUAUCGCGACCCGCAUCUAUUCCCGCAUCCAAGCUCCCCUCUUUCGUCUCUUUCUCCUCCUCCUCCUCCUCCUCUGGGUUCGGGUUAGGGUUAGGGUUAGGGUUUUGCUUCCUCGAUGAAGGUGAUCUCUACGUCCCCUCCUCGAUGAUCUCCUCCUCUUCCGCCGCCCUCUUGGCACCUUUCGCGACUCCCAUGGCCUCCGCCGCGGCGGCUCCUCCCCCCUCGGACGCGGGCGACGACCCUGGCGCCUCGUGGUACGGGAACAUCCAGUACCUGCUCAACAUCUCCGCCGUGGGCGCCGCGUUCUGCGUCGUCCUCUUCCUCCUCGUGAAGCUCCGCAGCGACCACCGCCGCUUCCCCGGCCCCUCCGCCCUCGCCGCCAAGCUCCUCUCCGUCUACCACGCCACCGCCGCCCAGAUCGCCCUCCACUGCGGCGCCGACGCCGCCCAGUUCCUCCUCAUCGAGCGCUCCAGCUUCGCCGUCCUCCUCGCCGUCGCCCUCGUUGCCCUCGGCGCUGCGCUCCCCCUCAACCUCUCCGCCGCAUCCGGCCCCGUCGCCGACCAGUUCGCCGCCACCACCAUCUCCCACGUCCCCAAGGGCUCCCCGCUCCUCUGGAUCCACUUCCUCCUCAUGGCCGUAGUCGUCGCCAUCGCCCACUUCGGCUUCUCCAAGAUGGAGGACGACCUCCGGAUCACGCGGUUCCGUGACGGCAACGGAAACCCUAGUGACCCCAAUUCGAACUCAAUCUCCAUUUUCACCAUGAUGAUUCAGGGAAUUCCCAAGACCCUCGCAGCUGACAAGGCCCCUCUCGAGGAGUAUAUCCAGCAUCGGUACCCCGGGAAGGUGUAUCGAGUCAUCAUUCCCUUCGAUCUGUGCUCCUUAGAACAUUUUGUUGCAGAAUGGACAAAGGUCAAGAAUAAAAUCUCUUGGCUGGAGGCUCGAAUGAACGCCCGAAGCCUAUUUGGUGAUGAUGAUGAUGAAGAUGGUGUGAAUAGCAACCAGCAAAGUAAUCAAAAUAUGAUUUUUACUAGAAUUAAAGAGUUGUGGGCGAUGGCUGCUGUCAAAUUGGGCUUCACUGAUGAAGAGAGGCUAAGGAAAUUGCACAAUAGAAUGUUGAUUCUAGAGAGCAAACUGAUGGAUUACAAGGAAGGUCGUGCGCCCGGUGCGGGAAUCGCAUUCGUGGUCUUCAAGGAUGUCUACACCGCCAACAAGGCCGUGAGGGAUUUCAGGUCCGAAAGAAAGAAGAGGCCCAUAGGGCAGUUCUUCCCAUUGAUGGAGCUUCAGCUCGAACGAAGCAGAUGGAGGGUGGAGAGGGCCCCGCCGGCUUCUGACAUCUACUGGAACCACCUUGGUUUGAACAAGGUCUCAUUGCAAUUACGGCGAGUUGCUGUGAACACUUGCCUUGUUCUGAUGCUUCUGUUCUGUAGCUCACCUCUGGCCAUUAUAAGCGGGAUGCAGAGUGCGGGGAGAAUUAUUAAUGCGGAGGCUAUGGAUAAUGCUCAAUCUUGGCUAGCCUGGCUAGAGAGCUCCAGCUGGUUUUGGACGGUGAUUCUCCAGUUCCUCCCCAAUGUUCUUAUUUUCGUGAGCAUGUACAUUAUCAUCCCUUCGGCGCUUUCUUAUCUUUCCAAGUUUGAGUGCCAUCUCACUGUUUCGGGGGAGCAGAGAGCUGCAUUGCUAAAGAUGGUCUGCUUCUUUUUGGUAAAUCUCAUAUUGUUGCGUGCCUUGGUGGAGUCUUCUCUAGAAAGUGCAAUUCUUCGCAUGGGGCGGUGUUAUUUAGAUGGCGAAGAUUGCAGAAGGAUCGAACAGUAUAUGAGCCCAUCAUUUUUAUCCAGGUCUUGCUUAUCAUCUCUUGCAUUCUUGAUUACAUGCACCUUCUUGGGGAUCUCUUUUGACUUACUGGCUCCGGUCCCUUGGAUAAAGAAUAUGUUGAAGAAAUUUCGGAAAAAUGACAUGCUCCAGUUAGUUCCAGAACAAAAUGAGGAUUACACAUUAGAGCAUAACAACGAAGAAAAUAAUCUAAGAGCCCCUUUGAUGUCUGAGAGACAAGACAGUUCGGUUUUGAAUGAUAUUGAAGGACACAGUCUUUCAGUAUACCCAAUAAACAGGAGUUUCCACAUGCCAAAACAGAAGUUUGACUUUGCACAGUACUAUGCGUUUAACCUCACAAUAUUCGCACUCACCAUGAUCUACUCCUUGUUCGCUCCGCUAGUGGUUCCUGUUGGUGCCAUAUACUUUGGCUACCGAUAUGUAGUGGACAAGUAUAACUUCUUGUUUGUCUACCGAGUUCGAGGAUUUCCUGCUGGUAAUGAUGGAAAGCUGAUGGAUAGGGUGCUAUGCAUCAUGCAUUUCUGUAUAAUCUUGUUUCUUCUGUCUAUGUUACUAUUUUUCUCUGUCCAGGGUGACUCUAUGAAGCUUCAAGCUAUUUUUACUCUUGGCUUGCUAGUUUUCUAUAAGGUGCUCCCUUCAAGAAGUGAUGGGUUCCAGCCAUCUCUCUUGGAGGGUAUGCAGUCUGUUGAUAGCUUUGUAGAUGGGCCUACGGAUUAUGAGGUUUUCUCCCAACCUCAAUUUGAUUGGGAUAUAUAUCAAUCUUGAAGCAAAAUUAAGUCGAGUCGUUUUAGUGUAUUCUCAAAAUUGUUCCCUGUGAUGGUUAACAUUUAUUUAUGUAGCACUAGCAUUCCUUUGUAUAGUCAUACUUGCCAUUUCUUAGCUUUCUUUUCGGGGUACUGUAAUUUGGGUAGGUUUAUGAUGUUUGUCUAUUAAGUUACACUCAAAUUCUUGCCUGAACUUGCGUGAUAGGUGGAGAAUGUACAGUUUUAUCGAACAUUGUUUCAAAACUUAAGCAUUGGAAUCUUUGCAUUCCUUUUUAGUGCCAUGAUUUGUUUAUUUGUUA
Molecule: messenger RNA, 2979 nt
Organism: Ananas comosus (pineapple)
Lineage: Eukaryota; Viridiplantae; Streptophyta; Magnoliopsida; Poales; Bromeliaceae
Product: CSC1-like protein At4g35870
Exons: 1
Coding region: 234-2681 (815 amino acids)
Cellular component (GO): plasma membrane
Molecular function (GO): calcium-activated cation channel activity
Source: RefSeq, a predicted model, not a curated record